Molecule: messenger RNA, 1913 nt
Organism: Cucurbita moschata (crookneck pumpkin)
Lineage: Eukaryota; Viridiplantae; Streptophyta; Magnoliopsida; Cucurbitales; Cucurbitaceae
Product: rho GTPase-activating protein 5-like
Exons: 5
Coding region: 311-1735 (474 amino acids)
Biological process (GO): signal transduction
Molecular function (GO): GTPase activator activity
Source: RefSeq, a predicted model, not a curated record
AGAAGAAGAAGAAGAAGAAGAAGAAGACCAUUCCGAGGACGAAACGGGUCAUUUUCCUCUUGGCUUGCAAAUCGUUGGCUUCAAAAUUCCCCUAAACAUCAUCAUUCUCUCUCUACUUUCUCUCUCUAACCUCCAUGAAAGUGAUGAUGGUCACGUCUUACCUUCCGAUGCCCUUUCUUCAAUCCAACUCUUCUUCUUUUUCGUAGACCCAAAUCAAUGUUUCAAACAGCGUUAACGAAAUCGAAGACCGAUUCCUUUUUGCUCACCAAAUUUUAGUUUACUUUUAUUGGGUUUUGGGGUUUGUUUUAAAAUGACAGACGUAGUACUCCAACGCUCCCCAUCUCACUUCCCUUCACCUUCAAGCUCUUCCACUACCAAUGAUGGUCCGCACCCACAUUCCCUUAUUACCACUCCUAACAUAAACCACUGCCUUCAAUUUCAUUUGGGUUCUGAGGAAGAACGAGAAGAAAGGGAAGACAGUGACGGAGAGGGAGAUCAGCUGUCUCUGUUGACCCUUUUGCUCGCUGCUUUUAGGAAGUCUUUAAUUGGGUGUAGAAGUGCUAGUAGUGGAACUGGUAGAGCUGCGGGGAAGCUAUCUUCAAUGGAGAUUGGAUGGCCUUCUGAUGUUAGGCAUGUGGCUCAUGUCACUUUUGAUCGCUUCAAUGGCUUCCUUGGCUUGCCUGUUGAGUUUGAGCUUGAGGUACCUAGAAGAGCUCCUAGUGCAAGCGCAAAUGUGUUCGGUGUUUCCACAGAGUCAAUGCAGCUUUCCUUUGAUUCAAGAGGAAACAGUGUCCCCACGAUACUUCUGUUAAUGCAGAAACAUUUGUACACACAAGGAGGCCUGGAGGCAGAAGGAAUUUUCAGGAUUACUGCUGGGAACAGCCAAGAGGAAUUCGUUCGGGACGAGUUGAAUCGAGGUGUCGUGCCAGAUGGUGUUGAUGUGCACUGCUUGGCAGGUCUCAUCAAGGCUUGGUUUCGAGAACUUCCAACGGGUGUGUUGGAUUCCCUCGCACCAGAACAAGUGAUUGAGGCGCAGACCGAAGAAGAAUGUGCUGAGCUAGCAACACUCCUUCCCCCUACAGAAGCUGCGCUUCUCGAUUGGGCAGUAAACUUAAUGGCUGAUGUCGUGCAGUUUGAACAUCAGAACAAGAUGAAUGCCCGUAAUGUCGCCAUGGUUUUUGCCCCCAAUAUGACUCAAAUGACAGAUCCAUUAACAGCCUUGAUGUAUGCAGUGAAAGUGAUGAACUUUCUCAAGACUCUCAUUGAGCUGACACUGAAGAACAGAGAAGAUUUGGUUGUUGAGUCAGCUCCCAUUUUGCGCAUAAAUCCAUCAGAUGAAGACGGGCAUCAAACUGCAUCACAAUUGCAUCAAGACGAACAAAAUGAGCCCAAGAAUGAAGAAGCUGAAGAUGAACAAGUAUUUGUAACUGAAGAACCUGCUCCUGAAAAUGGAUCACAAAAUCUUCUGUCAUCCAUUGAAAACAUCAUUCCAGAGGGAAGCCAUUCACUAGCGAACAACUCUCCCUGCGAAAUCGUAUCGGAAAUCACCGAAGAACAGGAGAGUUGUCGAAAGAAUAGCCUCGAUCGAUCGAACAGUUUGAAUCUGAAGAAAGGCAGCAAGAAAGUGAAUGGGUCAGUGAAGGUUCACACAGCAGGUACUGCACAGAGGGGCAAGAAGAAUGGCAUUGUCGGGCGGUUGAACUCGAGGACGGAGCUAGCCGAAGCGUGGCGUUGAACGAACCGAACCGAACGGUAUUACACGCAUCAUGUACGGUGUUCUCUCUAUUUCUUUCCUUUUGAUUUUAUUGCUGCUCAGAUGGUGUGUAUGAGUUUAUCUAUACAUUCAAAUGUGCUUCUGGUUGCACUUCAAUUAGCUUGGAUUUAAUUUUAAGGGGAAAAAAUUAAUUUAUAUC